UUUACCGCGGAGCCUUGGGGCUUGGAGUGGCUUUUCCACAUUUCUCAAAUUUUUGGAUUGUAAUUUGCAAUUGUCUGCAAAUAUAAACUGUAUGAUAAUGGGACGUUCAAGAUCCCGUAGCAAAUCUCCGCGGCGUCAUCAUAAAAGCAGCAAACAUUCGCGGAAAAAAAGUCGUUCCAAAGAUCGUUCAGUAUCGAGAAGUAGGACCACAAAACAUGCCGAAAAGUCGCGAGACAGAAGUUCAAAAACACGAAAACGGUCUCACUCAUUGUCUUCAGCAUCAAGCUCAGAUGGUUCAUACGAUGGAAGAAGCCGAAAAAAGUCAAAAGGACGAAGCAAAAUGGAUGAAGUUGAUCGUUUGGCUGAAAUGGAAAGACAAAGACGUGUUAGAGAAGCCGAGCAAAAGGUUGUUGAAGAAGAAGCUGCAAAGAGAAUAGAACUACUUGUUAAAAAGAGAGUUGAAGAGGAAUUAGAAAAAAGAAAAGAUGAAAUUGAGAGGGAAGUGGCUAAGAGAGUUGAAGAAGCUAAGCGAAAAAUGGAACAAGAAAUGAUGCAAGAAUUAGAGAAACAAAGGGAGCAACAAAAACGGGAGGAAAUGGCAAGACAGGCUGAAGAGGAACGUAAGAGAAAAGAAUUGGAAGAAAUCAUGGCCGAAAAUAAUAGAAAAAUUGAGGAGGCACAACAGAAGUUGGCCGAAGAAAGACUUGCAAUGAUUGAAGAACAAAGAAAAAUGGAUGAGGAAAGGCAAAAAUUAAAAAAGGAGCAGGAAAAGAGAGUAAAAGAGGAACAAAAGAAAAUUUUAGGAAAAAACAACUCUAGGCCCAAAUUAUCAUUUUCACUGAAGCCUAUUUGAUUGGAUUAUUAUUUUCUAGCUUUCUCUAUUCCGUACAAGUAUAUUAUUAGUACAUAUAAGUAGUUAAGGUGAAAAUAAUUGUGUAAAUAUUGCAUAUUUGGACAAAUAGAAAUAGAAUAGCAACAAUAAUAUGUAUGUUCAUACAGUAAGAGGAUUAAUUAUAAGAUCAUCUACCGAGUUCAUUCAUAUCUUUUAAAUAAAUUAGCUGCAUUUGCAAAAGAAGCCACAUGCAUUAAACAAGAUAUUAAUAAUAUUUUGAAAGACACGCAUACUAACUGUUUAUGUACUUUCUUAAUUAUUAUUAUAUGCUGAAAAUAUUUUUUCAAUUAAUUAUGCUAAUUGCGCUGUAUGAUUUUAGAAUGAUAAUAGACUUGUGCAAGUAAUUUAUAAUAUUUCAACAUAUAUAUUCUAGUUUCGCGUUUAAGUACUAAAUAUUAUUGAUUUUACCAUUUUGCAUUUACAUAACCAUUACGUUCAGUAUAGAAAAAUAUAAUAUAUUGAAGUCCGUCCGAUAACUGGUGUCAUAUUGUAGUGUCUGUUCAUAUCAAUUGAUUUUAUACUAGCACCACACUUUAUAUCACAAUCAUAUUUAUUGUUUAUAAGUUCAUUGUGUCUCUCACUUUUGUUUUUGCAGCAAUAUCUUGCAAAAUUAACAUGAAAUAUAUUUAAACAUGUAAAGUCAAUUAAUUUAAAUGUAAAUUUCAUCACAAUUGAAUGAAUUUAUAACGGAAAGUAAACCUAGAGUUUAAUAUGUAUUUAAAAACAUUAUUAAAAUGUUAGAUACACAUUGAAGCCUAGUCUUGCUACUUGUGUGGAUAAAUACACAUAUUGUACACCUGGCAGAACUAUUGAGUGAUCACUUUGGGUGAGAUCUAUAGUGUACUUAAGACUAUAUUCAGACUUUACUAACCUAAAUCGUAGCCGAGUGUGAUAAAACGCGAACUUGCAAUUUUCAUUGCGCUAUCUUAGCUUAAAUUCACCAUAAUUCAGCUGUCAAAUGACUGUAAAAACAAAAUUAAAGGUUAUGCUAAGUUUUACGUAUGUAAAGUCGGAGCAAAAUCUAAGUACAUUCUAUAGAUCUCAGCCUUAAACAGAGCAUUAAUUCAUAUUGUUCUACUUAAUGGUAGAAACAAAGUUUGGGACUGAAAGUUUUAAUUAACUCAUAUAAUUUUAAUUUGUUUGCAUUUCAACUGGGAUGUAAUGUGAUUCUUGUAGUGUCUGUCUGCGGACUUUGUAUCACUAGGAUGGCCACAGGUUCCAUUCUCAAUUUGCAGUGAUAUGAGUAAUAUUAGGGCUUCAAAAUUAUAGUGUUGUUAGUUACCUAACGUUAUUUUUUUUCGAGAGCCUACAAAACAGUUCGGAAUUACAUUUCCAUUAAUAUUUUAAAGGAAACCAGUAGCUUUUAACAUGCAAUGCUUGCUACUUCGUUCAAUCAAAGACACCUGGUAUAAUUUUUAAAUAAUCUGGUGACUGUAAUUAGGCAUUAAUUAAUAGCAAUCUAAUUUGUACAUGCUUAAAUUAAAAGUAUACUUCAUGUUACAGUUAUUAUACAGUGUGUCGCGUUAGAAGUAUUGGAGACAUUAGUAGGAUGAUUUAUGGUAAAUUUUAUUAACACAACCUUUUUUGUGAUCUAGAAAUACAAAAAAGAUCUCAUUUAAUUGCUAAACAUGAAUUUGUGGCAACAGUGUUGAAAUUUUUGUUUCUUAAAUGCGGUUCGAAAAUACGGUUGUUUAGUUUUAUUAUGAUUUAUAAGAUCUAGACUAUAUUUCCUUUUUUUAUUUCUUAAAGACUUCUGUAAUGAUUAUGGCUGAAAAUCGAAGAAUUUUGUCUUGCUGUUUUACAAGUACCUACGAUGCUUUUUGACGAUUUUCGGUUACCAAAUGUUUUGUUAACGGACUUUUAGUUAGUUUAUUGUUUGUGUUUACGACUUCUACAUGGGUAGUUAUAGCUUUAGUAAAAGCUUCCGUGCGUCGCUGUAAAAAAAAACCAAA
Messenger RNA from Leptidea sinapis, 2844 nucleotides. RefSeq names its product UPF0430 protein CG31712 (gene Arglu1). The transcript is spliced from 5 exons. Gene Ontology annotation, molecular function: cadherin binding. Gene Ontology annotation, cellular component: mitochondrion; nucleoplasm. The coding region runs from base 92 to 853 and encodes 253 amino acids. The record is from RefSeq and is a predicted model, not a curated record. Lineage: Eukaryota; Metazoa; Arthropoda; Insecta; Lepidoptera; Pieridae.